AUGUGGUUUUGCGUUCCUUGUUUAGCUGAAUCCCCCACACACCAACUCACUUGUUGUUUGACUCUUCAUGACAUCAACUUCACUGCAUUCCCUGCCUCGGAAAAUGACUCUGCAGCUAAUAAUUACUAUAAGUUGCUCAAUUUUUCCAUUCAAAAUCUUCGUUUUAUUGAUCCCACAGUUCCUAAGCCAAUUGCCAUCAUACUUCCCGAGAGCCUUGAGCAGCUAAUAAACUCUAUAUUUUGCUCUAGACAACGGUCGUUGGAAAUUAGAGUACGGAGUGGAGGACACAGCUAUGAAGGCACAUCGUCCGUUGCCGAGGAUGGAGCUCGGUUUGUGAUCAUCGACAUGAUGAAUUUGAACCGGGUUUCGGUGGAUUUGGAAACUGAAACGGCGUGGGUGGAAGGAGGUGCAACGCUGGGUGAGACGUACCAUGCAAUUGCUAAAGCAAGCCUUGUUCAUGGGUUCUCAGCCGGGUCAUGCCCAACUGUGGGGGUUGGUGGCCAUAUUGCCGGUGGUGGGUUCGGGCUAAUGUCAAGAAAGUAUGGGCUCGCGGCGGAUAAUGUGGUGGACGCACUUCUUGUCGAUGCGGAGGGACGGUUGUUAGACCGAGAAGGCAUGGGAGAUGAUGUGUUUUGGGCUAUUAGAGGAGGUGGUGGGGGUGUUUGGGGAGUUGUCUAUUCUUGGAAAAUCCAACUCUUGAAAGUGCCACAAAUUGUAACUGCCUUUGUUGUGUCUAGACCAGGCGAAAAAAGGCAUGUAGCAAAGCUAGUAGAUAAGUGGCAAAACGUUUCACCUUACUUGGAAGACGACUUCUACAUUUCAUGUUUUGUUGGUGCUGGAUUGCCAGAAGCCAAGAAUGCCACAAGCCCUAGUGGAAUAUCAGCCACAUUUAAAGGGUUUUAUCUAGGCCCAAGAAGCACUGCCAUGUCUAUCCUAAAUCAAGCUUUCCCUGACUUGGGUAUUACACAAGAUGAUUGUACCGAAAUGAGUUGGAUCGAGUCCGUUGUGUUCUUCUCCGGCCUAAGUAAGGGCAGCCCAGUUUCUGACUUGAGAAAUCGGUAUUUGCAAGAAAAAGGGUUUUUCAAAGCCAAAUCUGACUACGUCAGAACCCCGAUUUCUCAAGCUGGAAUAGAAGCUGCGCUAGAAAUACUUGAGGAGGAACCCAAAGGGUACAUCAUCUUAGACCCGUAUGGUGGGAUUAUGCACCAUGUGAGCAGCGAGUCCAUUGCUUUUCCUCACAGAAAAGGCAAUCUCUUUACAAUUCAGUACCUGGUGGAGUGGAAAGAAGAAGACAAUUACAAAAAAGAUGACUACAUAGAUUGGAUAAGAAGAUUAUACAAUUCAAUGACACAAUUUGUGUCAUGGGAUCCAAGGGCUGCUUAUAUCAAUUACGUUGACCUUGACCUCGGAACGAUGCGUUUUAUUGACCCUAGUGUUACAACUAAGGAUGCUGUGGAGAUUGCUAGGGAUUGGGGUGAGAAGUACUUCUUGAACAACUACAACAGACUGGUCAAAGCAAAAACACUUAUUGAUCCAAGCAAUGUUUUCAGAAACCAACAAGGGAUCCCUCCAAUGUCUUUGGCGGUUCUCAGUUCAGUUCUGCAUGCUGAGAUUUGA
Messenger RNA from Prunus dulcis (almond), 1617 nucleotides. Its product is annotated as reticuline oxidase-like. NCBI's taxonomy places the organism in Eukaryota, Viridiplantae, Streptophyta, Magnoliopsida, Rosales, Rosaceae. The coding region runs from base 1 to 1617 and encodes 538 amino acids. Gene Ontology annotation, molecular function: oxidoreductase activity; FAD binding. The record is from RefSeq and is a predicted model, not a curated record. The transcript has a single exon.